AUGUUGCGCCGAUUGUUGGCGACUCGCCCAAAAGUGGAGUUGCCAUAUAAGCUUGGCCAGCCCACACACGAAACACGCCCACACCGUUUACCGGAACCUGGAUGUUUAACGCCCGGAAUCACUGCAUUGGAAUAUUACGAGCGGCGACACGCCCUUGCAAGACAGCUCCCGCCCCAGUCUGCGGCGAUUAUUGUCGGGAACCGCGUGCAACACAGUUCUGGGUCAGUGUUCUAUCCAUUUGAGCAAAACACCGAUCUUUUUUACUUGACUGGGUGGUUAGAGCCCGACCUGGUUGCUGUGAUUGAAAAAGUAGGUGACAGCGGACACGAUGACGAUGUUGUGUUUCAUAUGGUGGUGCCGCCCCGUGUGCCAGCAUCAGAGCUUUGGGAAGGCGCCCGCCUGGGCGAAGAAGGCGCGCAGGAUUUCUUCAACGCCGACAACGCCGUGGCCAACACGCGCGCCGACCUGUUUUUGCGGUCCGUCGUGCGGCGCAACUCGCACAUUUACUGCGACGUGGGCGGCAGCAGCGACAAGUUUGCCCUGUUUUUCUCGCCGCCGCACACCGACACUCUCAGCGACGUGCUCCGCAGUGCGCGCGCCCAAGUUCACGCCCUCAAGCCGUACGUGGCGCGCCUUCGGGCACGCAAGUCGGAGGCAGAAAUCCGCGUGAUGCACGCAGCAGCGAAAAUCCUGUCGCGCGCCAUCAAUACCGCCAUGGCCCGAGUCGGCUCGGAGGCGCCAUUUCUCCUGGAAAAAACUUUGGCGGCAUACUUGGACUUUGCCUUCAUCCGUGGCGGCUGCGACCGUCCCGCGUAUGUGCCUGUAGUGGCCAGCGGCGAAAACGCCUUGACCAUCCAUUACACGCGCAACGACGACUUACUUUACCGUGACGAAACGGUUUUCGUCGACGCGGGCGGCAAACUCGGAGGCUACUGCGCAGACAUUUCGCGCGCGUGGCCCAACUCGCCCGACGGUUUUCUGCCCGCGCAGCGAGACUUGUACGAGGCGGUGCUCAGCACCAAUAAAUCGUGUCUUGCCCUCUGCCACGAAAAGGCAGGCAUAUCUUUGCACGAUCUUCACGAGCAUUCGGUGAUACAUUUGGCCCAGGAGCUCCGCAACUUGCCCGGUUUCGCUGCGCUCGAUCGUUCCACCGUGGCCAGAGACUUGUAUCCGCACUACAUUGGGCACCACCUUGGGUUGGACUUGCACGAUGUGCCGCUGGUGUCCCGCCACUCUCUUUUGGAAAAGGGCCAUGUUGUGACUGUGGAGCCUGGCGUGUAUGUGCCGCGCGACCUGCGCUUCCCCAAGCAUUACCAGGGCAUUGGUGUUCGGGUCGAGGAUGACGUGGCUAUCGGAAGGUCCCUGGAGGAUGUGCUUAACUUGACAAGCUUGUGUGCUAAGGAAGUGGCUGAUGUAGAGGCAUUAGUGCGGCUGGGAAAGACCACCACACCAGGUGUUGGCGACGAACAGGUUUUGGUGGAAAUAUAG
This is a messenger RNA of Clavispora lusitaniae ATCC 42720, 1488 nucleotides long. Its product is annotated as aminopeptidase. Gene Ontology annotation, cellular component: mitochondrion. Gene Ontology annotation, molecular function: manganese ion binding; metalloaminopeptidase activity. The record is from RefSeq and is a predicted model, not a curated record. Lineage: Eukaryota; Fungi; Ascomycota; Pichiomycetes; Serinales; Metschnikowiaceae. Gene Ontology annotation, biological process: proteolysis.